AUGCCAGGAUAUUUGCUGACAACCAUCGUCAAAGAGGUGCUCGAUUUUCUUGGAACGAGUCUUGUCUCGUCAGAUGGCGAGGACUGGGUUCGCCAUCGCAAAGCCACGGUCUCUACGCUGAGCGACAGGAACAAUCGACGUGUCUGGACCGAAACCGUCAGGCAGACGCAGCAGAUGAUCCAGCACUAUUUCUCAGUCUCGAGCGGUCGCAUCAUUGACCCCGUAGAGGACGUUCGAGAGGUGUAUCUCCACGUUUUCACAGGUGUUUGCUUCGGUGUCAAGUACGACUUCCGCCAAGCCGCAGAAAAAUACAUACCAGAAGGUCAUUCACGCAGCUACAAGGACUGUCUUCACACCAGUCUCAAGGACUUGCUCAUUCUCCGGCUGGUGCCAAAGUGGAUCUUGGAUCUGCCCGUCUUGCCACACAGGAUUAGCAACUUUCGCGAUUCCGCGCGUGAAAUGCGCCAAUAUCUCGACGAGAUGAUUGCUUCUAGUAAAGAGGAGCUCGAAGAAAAGGGUACAAGAAGACGGACUCAGACGGAUAAUCUUCUAAGCUUCAUGGUUAAGAGUAAUGGCGAGAUUGAGGCCGAGAACGCGAGUUCCGAGCUCUUCCAAAAGAGCAAGAGUGGCUGGCAGCAGAGAUCACGUCAGUCCUUGGCCAAAAGACAGAUUGGCAAUCUGAAGAAUCAUUCAUGGAAAUGUUCCCUCGCUUGA
Messenger RNA from Colletotrichum chrysophilum, 714 nucleotides. RefSeq lists its product as uncharacterized. The transcript has 3 exons. Gene Ontology annotation, molecular function: oxidoreductase activity, acting on paired donors, with incorporation or reduction of molecular oxygen; heme binding; monooxygenase activity. The record is from RefSeq and is a predicted model, not a curated record. Lineage: Eukaryota; Fungi; Ascomycota; Sordariomycetes; Glomerellales; Glomerellaceae. The coding region runs from base 1 to 714 and encodes 237 amino acids.